AAGUUCUAACUGAAAGUUAACUUCCAAUGUUACCUCCCUCAUGGACUAGAUAGCUCCUGGUGUAUGUCUCCCACAGACUAGAAGGAUGUAGUCACUGCUGAAGCAAAAAGCAAACCAGCGUGGGCUCCUCAACAACCAGCCUCUCCUUCAUAAGAUAUUUGCUCAGCUGCGUUCAUCACAACAGUCAGGAAAUGGAAGCAACAACCUAAACGUCCUUCAACUGAUGAGUGGGAAAUGAAAAGGCGGUCCGUACACACAAUGGAGUACUAUUCAGCUGUACAAAAGAUGACAUCUGGAGGAUGCCUCCUAGAGGUGGAAAACUAAGUCUCCAUUGCUGAAGACGCCGUGUGCCCAAGACACUGAGGAUCAAAGCUGGAACUGAACUGACCAUCCUCCUCCCUGAGGACUAGCUUUCCCGACACCAGAAGGUUAACAAUCAAGAUGGUACAUGCUGAAGCCUUUUCUCGUCCAUUGAGUCGGAACGAAGUUGUCGGUUUAAUUUUUCGUUUAACAAUCUUUGGUGCAGUAACAUACUUCACUAUUAAAUGGAUGGUAGAUGCCAUUGACCCCACCAGGAAGCAGAAAGUGGAAGCUCAGAAACAGGCGGAAAAACUGAUGAAGCAAAUUGGUGUGAAAAAUGUGAAGCUUUCAGAGUAUGAGAUGAGUAUUGCUGCUCAUCUGGUAGACCCUCUUAAUAUGCAUGUUACUUGGAGUGAUAUAGCAGGUUUAGAUGAUGUUAUUACAGAUCUGAAAGACACAGUCAUCCUACCUAUCAAAAAGAAGCAUUUGUUUGAGAAUUCCAGACUUCUGCAGCCUCCCAAAGGUGUUCUCCUGUAUGGACCUCCGGGCUGUGGGAAAACAUUAAUUGCCAAAGCGACAGCCAAAGAAGCGGGCUGUCGAUUUAUUAACCUUCAGCCUUCCACACUGACAGAUAAGUGGUAUGGAGAAUCUCAGAAACUGGCUGCUGCUGUCUUCUCCCUGGCCAUAAAGCUACAGCCGUCUAUCAUAUUUAUCGAUGAAAUAGACUCAUUUCUACGAAAUCGUUCCAGUUCCGACCACGAAGCUACAGCAAUGAUGAAAGCCCAGUUUAUGAGUCUUUGGGAUGGACUGGACACUGAUCACAGCUGCCAGGUCAUAGUGAUGGGAGCUACCAAUCGUCCUCAAGACCUUGACUCUGCUAUAAUGAGAAGAAUGCCCACAAGAUUUCAUAUUAACCAGCCUGCUCUAAAACAAAGAGAAGCAAUUUUAAAACUCAUCUUGAAAAAUGAAAAUGUGGAUAGACAUGUAGAUCUUCUAGAAGUUGCCCAGGAAACUGAUGGGUUUUCAGGAAGUGACCUAAAAGAAAUGUGUCGAGAUGCUGCCCUCCUCUGCGUCAGGGAAUAUGUCAAUUCUACAUCAGAAGAAAGUCAUGACGAAGAUGAAAUCCGGCCUGUGCAGCAGCAGGACUUGCAUCGGGCAAUUGAGAAGAUGAAGAAAUCAAAGGAUGCAGCGUUUCAGAGCGUUCUGACUCACGUUUGUUUAGAUUAGGAGUAAAGAUCGUUUGUGUGCUUCAGUGAUCUCGUGGGACGGGCUCUCAUCUGUACAGCAGGGAGGGAGAUCCAGACUUGUGGUUUUCUACUCAGAUCUCUGGUCUGUUAUAUAAAUGGUGUUCCUGCUUGUCAGAAAUCAUGAGGAGGAAGCUGAGUGCGACCUGAGUGUGGGUGCUUGUUUGACCUUUUUAGCCAUAUGCUGUUAUAGCCUUAUAGAGUCUAAGCUGGUCUUAUGUAGUUACUGAUUUGUUGUCAUUAGUAAGGAAUGGGGUGUGGUUAGGUGCUGGUUUCUAGACAUGUGAGUGUGUGUGAGUGUGUGUGAGUGUGUGUGUGUGUGUGUGAGUGUUUAUCAAAUGUAUAUAUACACUUUUUUUUAUAUUCUGUAGAUAGGUUUGACUUUUUUUUUUUAAACCCCAACUACUGAACCCAAAAGUACCAGAUAGUUUGUAGCAAAACUGGGAUGUAAGGCAGAGUUGACAGGCACAGCGAGACUCAGCCAUUCCUAGUCGUCACUUGUUUGGGCCGUUUUUGAGUUGAACAUUUCCUGUGCAGUUGGUGGAAUCAACCACACCUGAACAUGUGUGUGUCAGUGGUAAUGGCUGUCGGGAGAGUCAGAUAACAAACGCGAUUUGCUCUGCGAUCGGCGACUCCACCUCACUCUGCUGUGACACCGAGCAGACAUUUUGAAGUUUUACACUGAAUUAUAUUAAGGAUUGAAAACCUUUCAAAAGAAUGGGUUUGAGAAACUUCAGUACUCUUUUAGUACGUGUACAUAACUCUCAGUGUAACAGUUCUGUAACUGUAUUCCUUAAAUGUUGUUUGAAAGUUAAGUGUUCUUUAAUUAUGUUCAAAUUUAAUUUGGUUAUCCAAACAAAAUGAUAGUUUAUAUAAAUAGUUGUUACUAAAUGUGCUAAAAAAUACUCACUUUGUAACUUAAAUUUAAAAAUUUUCUCAAUAGUAUAAAAUGGGUACAAAUAAUUCACAUCAAAAUUCUUGUAUUGUAUCUGUAGUCACUCGAUGCUAUGUGAACCACAUACAAAACUCUUCUUUUUUUCAAACCUCCACUAGCCAGAAUUCUGUUCCAGGCAUGUGACAUGUGACAAAGCAAGAUGAUAAUGCCGCAGCACAGUCUUGAGGUGCCUCCGACUCACCAGAACGAUUAAACUAUGACAAGAAUGCUUUCCGCUUUAUUAUUUGCUUUAUUUCUUUGAAAACUAAAUUCUUGUGUAUUUAUUGAGUUAAUUUCUCUAGUAAUGUGUCUCACAAGAACCUACUGGGCACUUUUUCCUCCAUUUGUGUUUUGGGUUAUAGAUCGCAGGCGACUACUUAGGGUCACAGAAAGCAGUCUGUGGGAGACUGGGAAGAUGGUGGGAAGGAAAUGCACGCCAAUCCAAGGCGCCAAGGACUUACCCUGUUUUUAUAAUCUACAAUAAAAGGUCCUUCCAUGUGAUUCUUUUUUCCCCACUUAGUUCUUGAUUGUUUUCAGUUACUUUAAAUUGUGGAUUUUAUUGUUGUUUAUUAAAUUUGUGUUUGGGCAGUUUUUAUAUUGUAGUUGAGAUUUCACACUUUUAUAGCAGACAUUUUAAUAUUGAUUUAUUCUAUUUAAAUAUGGGUGUUAGUAAUUUAAUUUUAAUGUAAUGGCAUGUUCAGAAAUGAGUGAUGUGUAUACUACUUUGUGUCUUUUUCUUUUUCAUCUUUUAUUAAAUGCACAUUAUCCAUUUA
Messenger RNA from Rattus norvegicus (Norway rat), 3251 nucleotides. RefSeq names its product ATPase family, AAA domain containing 1 (gene Atad1). NCBI's taxonomy places the organism in Eukaryota, Metazoa, Chordata, Mammalia, Rodentia, Muridae. Gene Ontology annotation, cellular component: peroxisomal membrane; mitochondrial outer membrane; postsynaptic membrane. Gene Ontology annotation, molecular function: ATP binding; membrane protein dislocase activity; ATP hydrolysis activity. The record is from RefSeq and is a predicted model, not a curated record.